CGUUGUCGUCAGAACGGGUCUGACACCGACCGCACACGCUAAAAACAGCCAGGUCUGUGGUGCACCCUGUCUGACUGUCUCUGCCACACUGGAAGAAACGACAGAAGAUGGCCGAGCUAUCUGAGUACAAAACCAUCUACAUGUCCCCUGAGCUGAGGCAGGCAAGUGACCAGACACUCAAAGGAGACAGAGAGACCUCCAUUCCAGAAGUGCGACCACGAUCAUCCCAUCGACUGAAUCAUAUGCAGUCAUACGACAGAGGUCUUCGGCGCUCCUUUGGCUCAACAGACCUUCUUCACAACGCCCAUCCUAACGCACCCAUGUCACUUGCCAGCGACUCUGCCGACAGCCUCGAGGGGGCAGUGCCGUUACACGCAGAUUCCAGCGGGGAGCAUCGCAGGGUGGACGGGAAGGGCCAAAGUGAUACGGAAGUGGGCCUGAAGAGCCGUGAGGACAGCAAGGUCUCCCUAGAGGAGAUGGAGCUCCACGCUGGGGAGGGGAAAGGCAGCGACAGAAAAGGCAAAGCCAAGACAGAAAUGGGAGAGGAGGAGGAGGAGGAGGAGGAAGAGGAGAGAAGGCUGGAUGCCCCAGACCUUGGGGGAAGUACAGCGGCAGGCAGCCGGGCGAGAGGCAAGGACCUGGUGGAGUGUGAUGGGGAAGAGGAAGAGGAAGCUGUUGUAUCCUUACCUGCCAUUGGUCAGUCUGGGAAGAAAGACACAGACUUGGUGACCUCCGCCGCCACCAUCUCGGAGAAUGCCAAAUAUCUCCAGCAGCAUUUCCAUAGCCUGCCGAGGAACGUGGUGCCGUCUGAAAUCACCCACUGUCUGUACAUGUUGGAGGAGGAAUGCAGGGGAGUGGAGAAGGAGAGCGAGCGUGUCAAGUGUAAGAUGGAGUUCAUUCACAGCAGCAUGCAAUGCGUGCAGGACACCUUGCGGACUCUGCUCAUUCGGUUGGUAGAAGCGCAAAGCAGUGACUCCAAAACCAAGGGCAACGCUUCCAACCCAGCACCCCCACCACCACUACCCAUCCACCACCACCACCCGUCCCAUACUCGUGCUGCAGACACCCUCGGCCACCAUCAUCACCAUCAGUGCAAAGCACCGCACCCGGUGCAGAGCAAGACCUGCCUGAUGGAUGCGCUCAGCCCAGGCCACUGUUGCCAGGACAGCCUGCUCCCUAGUGACAUGCCCAGCUGUGCCCAGAGAGCCAAGGAGCGCGCUGCAACAUUUAGUGCCAUCACAGAUCUCAGGGUGGAUGUGGAGCGGCUGCGUGCCGCUCACCUGGAGGAGAGGCAGGAGCAGAGGGAGGUGCUCCGAAUCAUCCAGGGCUUCAAGCAGCAGGUGGACGACUUGAUCGCGGCCCAUGGCGGCAGCUGCGGCGGCCAGGAGGAAGGCAGCAGCAACGGGCAACUGAGUACUCAGCUCCUGGAGCUCAAGCAGGAAGUGCAGGAUGUAGCCCUCGUGACACACAAAGCCAUGUCACUGAUGGAAAAACUUGGUAUGCAGCUAGAGAACAUGCAAGUGGAGGGGAACUCAAAACAGACUCAUGAAAGACAGAAUUAAAAGUGGUACUCCUCUUUCUAAGAAGAUGACAGCAAAGUCUCUACAUACAUUCAAAAAUGCAUUUCCUCAGCAUUUGCAUUUAAUAAAACCCAUUUGAAGUUUA
This is a messenger RNA of Engraulis encrasicolus (European anchovy), 1665 nucleotides long. RefSeq lists its product as uncharacterized. The record is from RefSeq and is a predicted model, not a curated record. Bases 108 to 1562 code for a protein of 484 amino acids. The transcript is spliced from 10 exons. NCBI's taxonomy places the organism in Eukaryota, Metazoa, Chordata, Actinopteri, Clupeiformes, Engraulidae.